Messenger RNA from Episyrphus balteatus (marmalade hoverfly), 1467 nucleotides. RefSeq lists its product as uncharacterized. Bases 423 to 1349 code for a protein of 308 amino acids. The record is from RefSeq and is a predicted model, not a curated record. NCBI's taxonomy places the organism in Eukaryota, Metazoa, Arthropoda, Insecta, Diptera, Syrphidae. The transcript is spliced from 2 exons.
ACAGGAUCGCUUCAAUCUGUGAGCACAUUAUCUAAUAAAUCCAUACUACGUAUCUAAUAAAUCCAAAUUUACCUAUACAAACACCAAUACCAACACCAACACCAGCCAUAGAAAUUAACAAGCUUUCCGAAUAUUGAAAAUUCUUAUAGUAUGCAGUUCUUUGUUAGAUCUUGUGUCGCAUUGUUGAUCGUUUUCGCAUUUUGCGUUGAAUAUAGUUUUUUACAAUAUUCCAAGUUUUGGCUUUUUUGACUUCCCGUUAGUAUAUUAUUAGACUAAACAUCAUAAAAAUUGUCAAUUAUUGUGCACUUAAGGAUUCAUUUCGAUCAAUUAAAAAAAAAUUGUUAACAAUUCUACGGAAAUUAUCUCUUCAUUAAAUCUAUCUACAAAAACGAACAAUAUCUUAUCUAUCAAUUGGAGCUGCAAUGACGGACCAACAUUAUCAAGAGUAUCCAUCUACUUCUUCUCAUGAUCGAUAUUCACCAUUUAUCGAAAAUCCAAUGAAUAUAACUCCAAACUAUGAAUCAUCAUCGACUUCAUGGUCCGAUCCUCGAUUAUCACCAUCAUAUCAUAUGUUUGAUUCUUCUUCCGAUUCUUUCUUUAAUUCAUUAAACUCAAAUACAAACCGUAAUGCAGCACCUGUAAUGUCUGUUCCAAUGUGGUGGUGGAGAGAUGGUGAGCCUUAUAGCGGAGCAGAAAACAUAACACUACAGACUGAAAUCCAUCAAGGACCAAUCUAUCGCUUUCCAAUCAAAGACGGUGGUCCAAUUUUCAUUUCAACAGGUGACAUUCCCAUUGCAAAAUUUCCUCAUCCAAAGACACAUAAAAUUGACACUUCAAAUACUAUUCACUAUAUGCAAGAAUUGCCUUUUGAUAAAUUCAAAGAAUUGGAAAAAGUUGAAAAACUAAUGGAUCCCAAUACGGAAAUUGAAAAAAGAGCAUUCAGUAAAGUUAUGGAUUUUAGUAUCUAUCCAAGUGAAUUUCAACCAAUGACAAAUUACGAUCAAAUAAAUUUUAAAAAUGAUAUUGAAGUAUUUGGUAGAUUUUCGCAUACAUCAAUUGUUAGCCAUCGACCAGAUCCAGUGAAUUAUCCAGAUAAUGUUGUUUCGUAUAUGCGUGAAGUUUAUAUUCAAAAAAACUAUUGCAUCAUUGAAAAACAUUCUCAAUUUUAUCAUAAAAAAUCGAAAUUGGCGUGUGUAAAUUAUUACAUUACAGUAAGAGCAUCGAAUGCAUUAUUGGAAGCUAAAGAACGGUGCCAACGAGAUAGUGAGGCAGCAGCUGGUAAUCCAAAUUUAGGUUCCAAAAGGGCGCAACCGAACACAAUGAAUGAUAACAGCUCAAAUCAAAAUUAAAUCGAAAGAUUCACUAACAGAAUAUUCGUAUCAAAAAAUAUCUUGUAGGUAGUUGAUAUGACAGCAAUUAUUAUGUAUGCUCUUUCUUUUAUAAAUUUCAAUAAAUAUCAAUAUAUUA